Molecule: messenger RNA, 2124 nt
Organism: Beauveria bassiana ARSEF 2860
Lineage: Eukaryota; Fungi; Ascomycota; Sordariomycetes; Hypocreales; Cordycipitaceae
Product: putative MLH1 protein
Exons: 3
Coding region: 1-2124 (707 amino acids)
Biological process (GO): mismatch repair
Cellular component (GO): MutLalpha complex
Molecular function (GO): ATP hydrolysis activity; ATP-dependent DNA damage sensor activity; mismatched DNA binding
Source: RefSeq, a predicted model, not a curated record
AUGGAUGUUGAUGCCGUGACCGGUACCAAACGCAAGGCCGAUGCGGACAACGAUGAGCCAGCGCCGCCGCCACGUCGUAUUCGCGCGCUUGAUAUUGAUGUGGUGAACAAAAUCGCCGCUGGCGAAAUCAUUGUUGCACCCGUCCACGCGCUCAAGGAGCUUCUGGAAAAUGCCAUCGAUGCUGGCAGUACUGCACUGGAAGUUCUCGUAAAGGACGGUGGGUUGAAACUACUCCAAAUCACGGAUAAUGGAUCCGGAAUCCAAAAGGAUGAUCUUGCCAUUCUUUGUGAGCGGCACACCACGUCCAAGAUUGCCGCUUUCGAGGAUCUCGCCGCCAUUUCCACAUAUGGCUUUCGCGGCGAGGCUCUUGCCAGUAUAAGCCAUAUUGCGCAUCUGACAGUCACUACCAAAACAAAGGAUUCGGCUCUGGCCUGGCGUGCGCACUAUUUGGACGGCAAGCUUGUGCCCAGCAAGCCCGGUCAGCCAGCGGAGCCGAAAGGCGUCGCCGGUCGCCCGGGAACCCAGAUUGCGGUCGAAGACUUGUUCUUCAGUAUACCUACCAGACGAAAAGCAUUUCGGUCAUAUGCGGAUGAAUUCAACAAGAUUCUAGACAUGGUUGGGCGAUAUGCCAUUCACUCCACCGGCGUCGCUUUUACUUGCAAAAAGGCUGGCGAAUCAUCUGCAAGUUUGUCGAUCCCGGCGGCCGCGUCCGCGAUUGAUCGAGUUCGCCAAAUCUAUGGCGGUGGCGUUGCAAAUGAGCUGGUGGAGGUCUCUGCUUCGGAUGAACGCUGGGGUUACAAAGCGAGUGCGCUCGUGACCAAUGCCAAUUACCACAUCAAGAAGACGGCUCUGGUGCUGUUCAUCAACCACCGUGCUGUAGAGUCGACGAAUAUAAAAAUGGCUAUCGAGCAGGUAUACUCGGCAUUCUUGCCCAAGGGCGGACACCCUUUUGUGUACCUGAGUCUCGACAUUGACCCGGCAAGAGUCGACGUAAAUGUACAUCCCACCAAGAAGGAAGUACAUUUUCUCAACGAAGAUGAGAUUCUUCAUGACAUUUGCAACAAAAUCACCGAAGCCUUGACAGCAGUUGACACGAGCCGCACGUUCAAAACUCAAACCCUGAUUCCCGGCGCCGCACGGGUUGUCAAGUAUCCAGCAAAAGAUGGCGAAGGACCAGUAGACACGGUGCUGGCGAGCGUCGAGUACGACACCGUCGACCGCGACUACGUCUCGUGCUCGCUUGGCAGCAUCAAGCAGCUGCGGGCCGAGGUGCGAGCCGACAUGCACCGCGAGCUGACCGACAUCUUCUCGACGCACACGUUUGUCGGCAUCGUGGACGAGCAGCGACGCCUCGCGGCCAUUCAAGGCGGCGUCAAGCUGUUCCUCGUCGACUACGGACACACGUGCUUUGAGUAUUUCUACCAGCUCGGCCUGACAGAUUUUGGCAACAUGGGGGCUAUCCGCUUCAGCCCGCCGCUGGACCUGACUGAGCUGCUGACGCUGGCCGCCACGGAAGAAAAGGCGCUGCUGCUCGGCGCUAACAACAACAACGACGACGACGACGACGACGACGACGACGACGACGACGACGAUAAUGACGAUAACAGGUUUGACACCCCCGCCAUUGUCGCGCGUGUCCGCGACACGCUCGUCGAGAAGCGCCAGAUGCUACUCGAGUACUUUUCGCUCGAAAUCUCGCCCGCCGCUGAGCUCGUCAGCCUCCCGCUCCUCGUCAAGGGCUACACCCCGCCGCUCGGCAAGCUGCCGCGCUUCCUGCUGCGUCUCGGCCCGCACGUCGACUGGAGCGGCGAGCGCGCCUGCUUCGAGACGUUUCUGCGCGAACUCGCCACGUUUUACGUGCCUGAGCAGCUACCGCCCGGGCCGGUCCCUGGGCAAACCGUGGUGGUGGAGGAGGGGGCGGCGGCGGCGGCGGCGCAGGAGGAAGAGGAGCAGCAGCUGCAUCCGGAGCUGCGCAGGAGGAGGCAGCACGUGCGGUGGGCUGUUGAGCAUAUCUUUUUCCCGGCGUUCAAGGCGCGGCUGGUGGCGACGCGCUCCCUCAUGGAUGGCGGCGUGCUGGAGGUGGCGAGCCUAAAGGGCUUGUAUCGUGUCUUUGAGCGUUGCUAA